Molecule: messenger RNA, 570 nt
Organism: Paracoccidioides brasiliensis Pb18
Exons: 3
Coding region: 1-570 (189 amino acids)
Source: RefSeq, a predicted model, not a curated record
AUGGUUGAUUUGAAUAGCCAAGCUUUGGAAAAUAAUACCUUAGGCCCAAGUGAACAAGCGAAGCACACAUCUGCAAGACAGCAGCAUUUCCAUUGGCAGCUCCGCCUCUCCUGGCGUCUCUCAAGAGAGCUGAACUUGCAAUGGCGCCAGCAGAUGAUUGGAUGUCAGUCGUUGUGUAUUUUGGGGCUUCGCGAGUGGAGUGUGAAGUUGAAAAUCGGGAGAGUGAUCCAUGCCAAAUCGGGAAUCCCAGCAGGGAUGUGGGUGGAGCCGUAUCUUGAAAUGGCAAUAAUCAUAGACCCAUCCUCCUGGAACACGCCCACGGCGGAUAAUGAUUGGAAUUCCUCGAGCAUCUCUCCCGUUUCCCCCGCGUUUAAGUGCAUUAUUGUUGUCGUUUGCCAAAGUGCUGUGGUGGCUCCCUUCAAGGUAGGAAUAUAUAAACAUUACAGGUGGAAUACCCCGGAAACAAAACUUUGGAAUAAAACUUUAGGGGCAAUGAAUUUUGUCCACGGCCAAGAGAAGAUUACCAAGGUGGGGACUGGUGGAGCCGCUGGGGCCGACUACGAUCAAUAG